AUGCUUAUCCUGCAAGGUUCUCGACAGACCAAAGGUCACUUGCUUUUCUUCCUUCUCAUUCCUUUCAUAAUGGCUCCUCGACACAACGUCCUGCUUUUCCUCUGCAUUUUACCAUUUGCUAAUGCACUCUACAAGCAAUGGAUUCCAGACACUAAUUUUGAAAACGCGACCAACUGGGAUAAAGGCUCUGUACCCUGCGGUAAUGACCAAGUGGUGUUUUUAGCUCAGAGGAAAGUAUCAGUGUAUGUAGAAACGGCUCACACUAUCACUGCAAUGAGUUUGCCAGUGGACGGACAACUGAUUCUGGCGUCUGGUGCGGGGUUUUCUGUGAGAGAGGGUGGAGAUCCUGGUUGUGGAUCUGGGGUCACGGCACAGUUCAAAGACCCUGAAUCUCUGAAAUGGUUCGACCCAUCGCUGUGGGUGGCUGCGACCACUAUCGACGACCUGCACAGAGGUACAUAUCAGUUUUCCGUCCAUGAGGAGAGUGUCCCAUGCCAGUAUGAUGACGUUGUAUUUCGAGAGGCCACCUCAUUCCGUGUGGACGUUUCAUGUGAUCAUGAUGUGCCUGUGAAGAGUGUGUCUGUACUUGGGAAAAAGUUCACCAGCAGCUCUGAGUUUUCUCAGUACUUGUCAUCCAGUUCAGGCAAGCUGCAGUUCCAUGGCUCCUCAUCCCUUAGCGUUGGCGGUUCAGGCUGCAGCGAUAUCACGGGAUGCAUCUGCGAUAACUCUAAAAAUCAUGACGUGAUCUGUGCAAAUGUGAAAUGCGAUCCGUUGGAGUGCAAGAAACCCCUGCACCCAGUGGGACAUUGCUGCGAUGUUUGUGGCGCCGUUGUGAACGUUCAGUUCUCUUCGAACUUCAACUUUGAGUCGUAUCGUCAACGGCUGCAGCACCUCUUUCUUAGCCUACCUAAAUAUGAGUCUCUACUGAUGGCCAUGUCGAAAGUGUCAAAAGAGCAGAGGCUACUGGGAGCGAUUCCUUUUGGAGCCACUCAGGAGAUCCAAGUGCUGCUUCUGGACCAGAAAACGGAUCAGGAAGCCGGGAAGCUGGCUGAAGCUCUUGCUCGUGACAUAAUGAAGGACGUGCACGACCAUGGCUCAAACAUUGGGAUCAACAGUGCAGAGUUCCAGGCAUCAUCGGGGGCAAGCAGCAGUGAAGUAGCUGGAAACAGUGCGGGCGUAGUGGUCGGUGCAGUGCUGGGCUCCCUGAUUGGAGUGGGUUUACUUGCAGGCGUUACUCUCCUCUAUCGGCGUGGCAUUGUUAAGAUACCCAGGAUGCCUAGUUUCCCCUCAAUCAGCAUAUGGAAGAACAAUAGCGAAAUUGGGGAGCUGGGUGGCCCCUUGGACCAUGGCUAUGACAACCCAAUGUUUGACAAGCCGACUAUGAUGCCAGAAGUACCGGGGCUGUACGGGACAGAGACAAUGAACUCAAUAACCCUAACCCAGUCAGGAGUGCAUUUCGUAAAUCCUGUUUAUGAUGAAACUGAUUUUAAUGCUUGACAGGUUUCAGCUGAUCUGAUGCUGGAUGUGAUGACAAAAUAACCUGAAUGUGACAACUUCUUAAAGAUAUGGCUUUUUAACAGUCACUGAUGUUUAAAUCUGCAGAAAUGAAUCAGUAAAUAAAAAAAAGUACGCGCUUGUGGUAAAAAAAAAAAAAAAAAAAGUAUUUUGUUAUGGAAAAUUCACACAUGCUAAAUUUUCUGUACUUUCAUACCACACAAUUGUAUUUCUCUUGAUAAAAAAUAAAAGCAUGAUUAUCUGA
Ctenopharyngodon idella (grass carp) is the source of this 1759-nucleotide messenger RNA. RefSeq names its product amnion associated transmembrane protein (gene amn). Bases 1 to 1497 code for a protein of 498 amino acids. Gene Ontology annotation, biological process: intracellular protein localization; receptor-mediated endocytosis. NCBI's taxonomy places the organism in Eukaryota, Metazoa, Chordata, Actinopteri, Cypriniformes, Xenocyprididae. Gene Ontology annotation, cellular component: endocytic vesicle; apical plasma membrane. The transcript is spliced from 2 exons. The record is from RefSeq and is a predicted model, not a curated record.